This is a messenger RNA of Trifolium pratense (red clover), 648 nucleotides long. RefSeq lists its product as uncharacterized. The transcript has 6 exons. The coding region runs from base 1 to 648 and encodes 215 amino acids. The record is from RefSeq and is a predicted model, not a curated record. Lineage: Eukaryota; Viridiplantae; Streptophyta; Magnoliopsida; Fabales; Fabaceae.
AUGGCAUCUUAUGGAAAUGACGAGGAUUUCCAUGCUGCAUUUUAUGAAGGAAAGGACAAAAUCUAUUUUCCUACUUGUUGGUAUCAAAGACAUGCUCCCCGUAUUGGGGAAACUGUAGUAAUCAAAGAUGAACAUGGGAACAACGUUAUUGCUUUUGUAAACAAAGGUGACAAACCAUACCUAGAGUUUAACCAAACAAAACUCAGGUUGAUGUACCAGCUAACAGUUUUUGGUUUAAUUAAACUAAAGUUAGUUGAUGAAAAUAAGUUUGAGAUGAAAGUUAUGGGACAUUACCUAGGAAAAAUAGACACAAACGAUCCAGCUAAAUAUUAUGGUCAUUGGGGUUAUGAUCCAAUGUGGAUUUUGGAGAUUUCUGAAUUCAUGGCAACAGAAGGGAAACCUUUGAUGAUACCUGACUCCGUGGUGGAUAUCAUUUACCACGACUCAGUAGCUUAUGAGCUUGAGGUGUCCAUCUCCGAGACAACUGAAUGCUAUACUUGGGAAGUGCAACAUACGAGUGUUAAUUUUCUAAUAGCGGUACUGAUGGCUGCUGGGCUUGGAGCUGAAGCUGGUAUAGUUAGGCUGUGGGGAUUUGUGUUUAGGAGUUAUUAUUCCCUUUUGUAUAUGGAAGCUACUGUUUGUGCUUGA